CAAAAUGAUAUCCCGCAGAAAACGACAAAACCCCGCACUCUCUCUCUCUCUCUCUCUCUCUCUUUCUCUCUCUCUCCUUUCUCCGCUCCGAACCUCCGAUUCAUCAAAAGCAACGAAAAACCCAAACCCAAACCCUAACCCUCUUCUCCUUCCCCUCUCUCUCUUGCUCUCGCUCUUCGAACCCUAAUCCUAAAUUCUCGAGCGAUAAUGUCGUCGCGGCUCAAGGAUCGCGGCGGCGGAGGGGGCAAAAUCAUGGCAUCGAAGCCUCACAAGCCCCUCCCCGAGUCCACGCCCAAGGAGAAAGGAAGCGUCAUCGUCGGCCGUAGAACCCCCAUCUCCUCCGGUAAGGAGAACCUCAGAUCCAUCUCCAGCGGGCGAUCCUCCGUCGUCCGCCCCAAUCCCGUCCCCAAGAUCGCCGAGAAACCCGCCGCUGCCGGAGUGCGGUGGUCGACCUCGUCCAUGCCGAGAGGUAAGGCCCCUAACUCAUCGGACUUACGUAGGCUCAUGUCCAAUCUCCGCGCAUCUAGGGUUUCGGGUGUAGAUAGGAUGGGGCGAACCAUCGGGAAGGAUCUGGAAGCUGAAACGGGCUUGAGAAGAAGCGUCGGUGGGAUUAGGGUUUUGGAGAAAUGUCAGCAGGGGAAAGGCGUGGUGGAUUCAAAUUCCAAAGACAAGGAGAGGAGAUCGGUUGCUGCGAUUAGGGUUUCAGAGAACUCUAAGGUUUGUGGUUUUUCCAGCUUGCAAUCAGUGAAGAAUGAUUCUAAGAUUUCAAAUUCAAGUUCAGGAAAAUCUGGUGGCGGAGCAGCAAAAGUUUCAGGUGGUUUACGGGCAUGCAGCAACAAAGAAGAUUUUGAUGGAACAGGAGCUGAUUACGUGGAGCUUGCUAAAGGUCGUGGAACUGAAAUGAAUGGGACCGUCAUUGGCAAAGAUAAAGUCAUUGCAGUUUCAAAUAUUGCAUCUACCAAUGGGAAAGUUGUGCCUAGUUCUAAGGUUUCAGAUAAUAUGAAAGAUGGAGGAUGCUUAAUUUCUACUUCGAAUGUUCAAAUUGAUAUAACAAGAGAUUUUGCAGUUGUUCCCCUGAAUAAGGUUAAGAAAGAUUUGGCUGUUCCUGAUUUAGAGUGUUCAGAGAAAGAAACAGGUAAUGGUGUUGUAGUUGGGGACAACCAGGGAAGUAGAAGACAAGCUGACUCGGAUCGUAAUAUGCACUCUGAGGAUAAAUUAUCAGAAAAAAUCACGGUUUUUGAGGAGGCCAGUGGAGAGGGAAAAGUUCAUCCAAUUGGGAGUAAGUACUCAAGUAGGCUGCAUGAGAAGUUGGCAAUGUUAGAAGGGAAAGUCCAAAAAAUUGCUUCUGAAAUCAAGCGGACUAAGGCAAUCUUGGAUGACAACAACCCUGAUGAGUCGAAGCUAAUUCUUUCAGACAUCCAGAGCAAAAUAUCUGCUAUUGAGAAAGCCGUAGGAAAUGUGAUGGAUGGAACUAAAAGUCAAGCUGGUUCAUCUGAUUCAAAGAAAGAUAAUGCUUCACAAAAUAAAAAUGUUGAGAUAGGUCGUGUCGGGAAAGGGGGUGACAUGGCAAAUCCAACAAAAGGUUUGAACAAUGAAGAAUUGGAAGCAAGGUUCUUCCCUCAUCACAAGUUAUUAAGGAAUCGGAGAUCCUCUUCUAUUUCCAGUGAGAAAUUAUCGCAUAUAUCAAACGAAGGCGCUAAUCGGAAACCAGAAGAUGGUUCUUUGAACUACAUUGAUGAAAAUGUCAUUGCAAUGGAGUUUUUGGCUUCAUUAGAUGCUAAUGAAGGUGGGCUUGACAAACAUGGCAAUACUGAUAGUUCAGAACAGGCAGCAAGUGGUGAGCCAGGGGGUGAUAGCACUUCCUCUGCACAAUGUGGUUCUGAUAAUGUGGCUGGUGGCAAGAGCAAGGAGGAGAUUCAGUUGCUCUCAACUGAAACAUUUGAAGAUCUCUUUGAAGAGGACAAUAAGCCUGAAAACAUGGUGGAGCAGGAGGCCGAGAAAACUGAGAUUGAUCAGUUAUGGGAGAUAGGACGCAAGCCUUCAACUGGUGGAUGGUUUGUUUCUGAAGGAGAAGCUGUUCUUCUUGCUCAUAGUGAUGGUACCUGUUCUUACUAUGACAUUGCAAAUUGUGAGAUUAAGACUGAAUAUAAGCCGCCAGGUGGAGUGUCACCCAACUUAUGGGGUGAUUGUUGGCUAAUUCGUGCCCCUGGUGCAGAUGGAUGCUCUGGGAGAUAUGUGGUUGCAGCUUCAGCUGGAAGCAGUUUGAACUCCGGAUUUUGUUCAUGGGAUUUUUAUAAGAGAGACGUUACAGCAUUCCACAUUGAUUUAGAAACACCUGAUUCCUGUCCACAGUCAUUAUCUUCUGUUUCUAGUAGUGGUUUAUCCAAGAGUGCUUCAUCCGCCAUGCCAGCUACAGAAAGACAGCAGUGGUGGUAUAGACCCUGUGGGCCCCUUUUGCUUUCCACUGCUACCAGGCAAAAGGCAGUUAGUGCGUAUGAUAUACGUGAUGGGGAUCUAGUUAUGAAGUGGCAAGUGAACAAUCCGGUGGUGGGAAUGGAAUUCUCAAGCCCUCUUCAAUGGAGAAGCAGGGGUAAAGUGGUUAUAGUUGGAACAGAAGCCAUUUCACUUUGGGAUGUGAAUUCGCUCACUCCACAGCCUUUGAUGUCUGUUUCUUCUGCUGGCAAAAGAGUCUACUCCCUACAUAUUAAUAAUACAGAUGCUGAGUUGGGUGGGGGUGUUCGUCAAAGAGUAAAUUCACUUGAAGUGGAGGGCAAUGAUGGUGUUUUCUGUACACAAGAAAGCGUAAAAGUUUUUGACUUCCGUGUAUUGGGUGGUAUUGGCCUCAAAAUUUCAAGACAUGGUGCAUUUGGACACUCAAUCUUCUCACGUGGUGACUCAAUAUUUAUUGGUAGUACCGAAGCUAGAUUACCAAUUAAAGGUGGUCCACGCUCGCAAGUGCAGCACUACUCGCUGCGGAAAGGAAAACUUGUCACUACAUAUGAAUUGCCUGAAUUCAAUGCUCACUUUCACCACUCUCUAGUGACUCAGGUGUGGGGAAGUUCCUCUCUUGUGAUGGCUGUAUGUGGUACUGGGCUUUUUGUGUUUGAUACUGUGAAAGAUGAAGCAUUGCGCAGUUUUAGCGUUGAUCAAGGAAACACAGUAGAGGUGAAAGUAAAACAAACUAUUGGGUCAGAUGAUUUGUAUUGCCCUACAUUUGAUUAUUUGGGUUCGAGGGUCCUUCUUGUCUCGAGAGACCGCCCUGCUUUCUGGAGGUACUUGCUAUAGCUCUCCUUAUAUAUAUGCAUCACAAAACUUUUCCUGUUAAAUAUGCUAUAAUCUCCUUUUAGUUAUGCAACUUAACGGUUUGUGUAAAGCAUAUUGCUUUAAUCUCAGUUGUAGAAACUUGGAUUCAAGUGUGUUUUUUUUCUUUACCGAAUUGUCCGUUUGUUAGCAUAUAAGAAGCAUUGUUCUAGUCA
Molecule: messenger RNA, 3476 nt
Organism: Ananas comosus (pineapple)
Lineage: Eukaryota; Viridiplantae; Streptophyta; Magnoliopsida; Poales; Bromeliaceae
Product: KIN14B-interacting protein At4g14310
Exons: 3
Coding region: 208-3285 (1025 amino acids)
Source: RefSeq, a predicted model, not a curated record